Toxotes jaculatrix (banded archerfish) is the source of this 856-nucleotide messenger RNA. RefSeq names its product CD48 antigen-like. The record is from RefSeq and is a predicted model, not a curated record. The transcript is spliced from 4 exons. Bases 91 to 846 code for a protein of 251 amino acids. Lineage: Eukaryota; Metazoa; Chordata; Actinopteri; Toxotidae.
ACACCUAUCAGUUCAGCCUCGCAGUUACAAUCAAGCGUUUAGUUUUAAGUCUGUCCAAACUUGAUUGAUGGACAAAUAUUGUUUAUCCCGAUGACAAAGGUAAAACUAAAGGUAAAAAGACAGCUGUUAGGUGUGAUGUUUCUGCCGUUUUUCCUAAUGUCUCGUCGAUUUUCCCUGGUCUUUUCUAUUUUAACGUCUUUUCCAGUUUCUGGACAGUCUCCAACAUAUGGCCUCCUUGGGCAAAUGUUCUACCUGAAGCCAGGCAUCGCUGAACAUCCUGAUGAUAUUCUGUGGAAACAUAAUGGCAGCAAAGUGGUAGAGUUUAAUGGCAAAGAGGAAACGGUGUAUGGCUUCUAUAAAGGCCGGGUCGCUCUUGGCCGGACCACAGCAGAGCUGAAUAUGACAGACCUCAGAUAUGAAGACAGCGGACACUAUGAAUUGGAAACGUACAAGAACAAACAGUUGCGUACUCGACAAUAUAAAUUAGAGGUCAUAGACAAGGUUACCAAACCCACCAUAUCCUGUGACGUGACUGAUGGCAAAUCUGAUGUACAUGGAACCAAGGCAACGCUGAUGUGCUCUGCAAAUCCCACACGCCCUCAGUCCUUAAUGAAGUUAGAGUGGGUUGGAAACGUGCAGUCUGGCCCAAAUUUAACAAUAACUCUGGAGGGUGAAGAUGAUGAUAAAAAAUACACUUGUAGGGUGAGCAACCCUCUGACUUCUGCAACAGCAACAUUCACUGCAAAGGAUUGCUACUCUGGUGGAAGUUCACCUGUUGCACUGGAUGCCAGCCUAUCCAUCAUCACCAUCUUAAUUGCACUAGCCCUUGGAGUUUGGGGAAUAUAGUUCUGCAAAA